Nasonia vitripennis (jewel wasp) is the source of this 5370-nucleotide messenger RNA. RefSeq names its product zinc finger protein 300. NCBI's taxonomy places the organism in Eukaryota, Metazoa, Arthropoda, Insecta, Hymenoptera, Pteromalidae. The record is from RefSeq and is a predicted model, not a curated record. Gene Ontology annotation, molecular function: zinc ion binding. The transcript has 6 exons. Bases 2455 to 3672 code for a protein of 405 amino acids. Gene Ontology annotation, cellular component: nucleus.
GCCUCGCGCUUGCGGCCCUGCAGCGGCGGCGGUAACGUCAGUUUUACGCCGGGAGCUAGCGCGACCGAAUCUCGCACGGGGUGUUUUUAGUCGCGUGGAGGUGUGCUGAUUCUCGUUGUAUCGUCUCUCGCGAAAGUGUGGAUCGAGGUUGGAGUUUUGUGGUGUGGUUAGUUUGGUGGAGGAAAGGGCUUGUUUUUUCUUUGGAUUUUCGGGGGUGACGGUUUCUGGUAUAUUUCUGGUUCAUUUCAUUACGUUUCGAUAAAUUUACGUUAAAGCUCGUUAGGCCGAAGGUAUUCAGUUCGUGCGUUCGAUUACUCAAAGGAAUUUCAUUUUAUUCUCAAUUCAACUUGUACAACGAGUCGAUAUCGCAAAUUUAAUCGUUAAAAAGUAUCCGCAAAGAAAAACACGUUUGGGUUUCAUUCUCUUCCACGACGUAUGCAACAGCUCUUAAUUCAGCCGUAUCCUUUAAAGUCCGCUUAAGAUAUUAAAAUUCCUGGCAAUAAUUUACAUAGAACAGGAGACAAAGGCUUUUGUGUGUAAGUUUUGACUUGAAAAAGCCCGAAGACGUUGACUCGAGGAAAAAACCGGCUCUUCGGGGGGCAAAAGACUAUGCAGCAUCGCAUCAGGCCUGCCCGGUAACAACACCCCUUUUUCAAUUCGCAUUUCGCGCUUGUUUGGCAAACUCAGCAUUCUUUUGGCUGGCUUUUGUCACUCUCAAGUCUCCUUCAUUUACAAUUGAAAUUCUGUGUCUUAACACCACCUGCAUCGAGACAGUUGCAUAAUUUAUAUAUCCGAACGUAACCUUUUUACUCAACUCGGCUUUACGACUUUCUUCGUAGCUGUAAAAUUAUUAGGCAUACCUCUUAGCUGAACUAAUUUAAUUCCCACAGAGUAGGGAGAUUUACGCGGUACUUUCGUUGUGGUGAAAGCGUUGUUAAUUAACCUCGGUAUAGACGCAAAGUUUCGCGAUGUAUGCAUACGCUGAAUUUCAAAUCCCGAUACGCGGAAUCUCUCCGACUGAGAUUAGGAAUCGGCGGUCUAUUUUUAAGGAAAACUACUGCGGUAUUCAUGCGAUAAAUCGCAAUUAAAUCGUAAUCCGCGCAAGUAGUUGCGGGCCGAGUUCAGCAAGACUCUAGUCUCCACUUCUUCACCUACAAGCGCAACAAUCUCAGACGAUUACCUCCGAUUAACAGAAUUCUCUUCCCAAGCGAUUCCUGAUCGACAAAACCUCGUCCCAAAAAUAACCAUCUCUGCAGGCAUAAAACCAAACGACCUAUAGCCUCCCUCUCAACUUGGCAAUGGUCAUCAGUCUCCCUUUCUUCUCGUCCGAGCACACGGGAUAAUAUCCGCGAGCGAGCAAACGCGGCUGCAGCAGUACAGUAUCGGCGUGCGCGCAGCCCGCGGGACAUAUAUCGGUGCAUAAGGUCGUUGCCGGAGGAUCGAUACUCCUCUCUCGUCGACCUUCGUCUCGCAGCAGCCGGGCACGCGAGCGAGCGUCGCUCGCGCGCGCGCGUUUUCACUCCACGACGUCGCACAGCUCGCACACGUACGUAUGUAUGUGGGUAUAGGAUAUACAGAGGCCCGUAGGAUGGCUGCUGUUGCCUGGAUUCUCCUCUUCUUUGGCCAGUCUCUUUCGCUGGUUCUCUCUCUCUCUCUCUCUCUCUCUCUCUCUCUCUCUCUCUCUCUCUCUCUACGUGUACAUACCGCGUGCCCGGUGCUCGAUGAAAAAAGGAAACGUAGAAAGUGGCCGAAUCGAAUCCUGUCGAAUGCUCGCUACUGCUGGGGGAGAGACUUUUUUAUAAAUUUUGUUUGCGUUUCGUUUGCUGAGGAAUUCGGAUGUUGAACGAUUAAAUUUAUUCUUCCUCGAUACAGGUUGUUUGCGACGCUAUCGUUUGCAUUAAAAUUCUCACGAAAUUAAGUGAUUCAGCAAAAAUCGCUAAAAAAUAUUGCAAAAAAAAUCAUUGGCCACUCUCCUUCCCUCGCGUUCGUUCGGUGCACACGUACACACAAUAUGCACGUGAAACCCAGAUCGUCCUUCUCCUUAAGCUCUGCUCUUCGUCUCUCUCUUUUUCUCUUCUCUGGCGUCUUCGGCUCCUUCUCGUUCGUGAGAAAGAUCCGAGGAGUCUCUCUCGCUUGGUCCCGACGAGGCCUUGUUUCGCUUGCGCUCGUUAUUGCAGCAGCCCGCGGCGGCGCAUCGACGACGUAGAUCGCCGCUGCAGUCGCUGCUGCUGCUGUCGCGCGCACACGCUUUGCGGAGUUACGUCUGAGCUGCUCUACUGGCGAGUUGUACACUGCGGUCUUGAACUUUUGGGAGGCUGCUUUUGUUGUGCGGGUUUACGAAAGGGUUGUAAGGUAUAGCUCGACGAAGUGUAAGACGUUGAUGAAUGGAGUAAAUCGAGGCGAACAGUGCGGUGCAAAUAAACAUUAUUUAGAGAGUUCCCUCUCGAUGGAACAAUGCAGUAUUUAAAUUACAACAACGCACCUGGAAAUUUUGACUUUGAGAAAAAUUUUAAGGUUUUUUGUAACAACGACAAGGACAAAAUGUCGAACGGCCAGCACCACCAACGCUCCGCGUACGCGGAAGCGCACGCAGUCGCACACGCGGCCGUCCAGCAACACAUGGCCCAGCAAGCAGCUCAAGCGAGAUUGUUGUCUGGACCGGUACCAAGUGCCGCACCACAGCCUCCGAAUCCGACGUUCACGUUACCGGACGACGGACUGGGUUACGAUGACGGUGUGCGGGUUCUGCGGUCGAUCGGAACGUGGUCUCCAGACUACUCGUCAGCAAUGCGACCAGGUGCCGUGAUGCCAGCGUUCCCUGGUGCCGCUGAGCCUCAAUUCAGCAACGGUCGAGCCCAGGGCACAACUGGCGCUACGGGGACGGUGAAUCAACAGCAGCAGCAGCAGCAACAGCCCUUGAGAAAUUCGAAUGCCGGCAUCAGGCCGGGCUCCGUUUCGAAAGCUACCAAUACAGGCGAGCCCACGACCAAAGCGUUCGCCUGCACAGUUUGCGGCAAGGGUCUCGCGCGCAAGGACAAACUCGUCAUCCACAUGCGUAUACACACCGGCGAGAAGCCCUACUCUUGCGAAGUUUGCGGAAAAGCCUUUGCAAGGAGAGACAAGCUGGUGAUACACAUGAACAAACUUCGGCAUCGGCCUGGUGUCGCAUCGCUGUCCACACCAUCGGUGAACAACAGUCUUCACAACGACCAGCAGCAACAACAGCAACAACAUCAGCAACAGCAGCAAACGCAGCAGCAGCAGCAACAACAACAACAACAAUCGCGUCCAGACAGCACACUGAAACCCAAGGAAGAACCCGUCAGUUGGGCGUGUGAACUGUGCGGUCGAGUGCUGGCCACUAGAGAAGAAUGGUCUCAACAUGCCAGGUCGCACCUGGAGGCCUCGGGACCACCUCAACACGCCGCGGCCUAUUUCCCGGGCUCGGUGCCUCCGCCCCAGCCUUAUCCAGCAGAGAGGCACCACUGCAUGAUGUGUCGGACGGACUUCACCGACAAGACCGAGUUCAUCCUGCAUGUGCGCUCGCAUUUCGAGCCUCAUGCGCAGCAAGCUGCUGCAGCGGCUGCGGCGGCCGCUGCAGUCAAACAGGAUCCUGCCACAGCUGAACUCAUUGCUCGCGGGCUCGUCGACCCAUCCGGACUAUGCAGCUAGAACCUUCUCGAGAUGCGACAUCGACAUCGCCUGGUACCCCACGGUACCCUGACUCCUUCGAUCCGCGUACUACCCUAAAAUAGUCGAAGAGGGUUGCAGGAUGAAUUGUUUAGCGAGUAGUUAUAGCUGGUUCUGAAAGUGUGGCUAACGAGUUUUGCGAUGCUCAGUUGAGAAGGUUUAGAGAUUGAACUCUCUGACUUACCACAGUUGAUUGAUUGACCAUCUGAAUAUGUUCGAAGUACCGUGACUCCAAAAUUGAGCAUCGUAUUAUCUUCGGAAAUGAAGGUGUAAAUUUUAAACUGCGUAUCAUGCUUUUGGUGAAAAACGUGAUUUUUUACAAUUCGAGAGAAGUGAAUUUGAAUGAAUGCGUAGCUUUUCUUUAAAAGAAGACUUUGAGACUAUUUCGAACAGUCACUAAAGCAGCUUCCCCGAAUUUUGUUUGCUUAUUGUGAUCGUACUAUUAAUUAGCUAUGGUUAAUAAUAGAAAUAUAACUAGAGAUUAUAGCUUUUUAAGACUCACUAAAUAAGUGUUAUGUUCGUAGAACUUGUAUUAGUUAGGUUCGUUUUUUAGUUGUGAAAACAGUACAAUUCAUUCUACUAUGUUUGCUAAGACUGUGAAAUUAGUUUUUAGAACUAUUUUGUUUUUAGAAUCUAUAUUCUUGUUGCCUUUUACGAAAUUUUUUCUUAAUUUAGAUACGUUUUUUAUCAUUCUCUUAUAAGUACGAAGUAAAUUAUAGAUAUUAUUUUAUCCAGUUGAUUUUAACUUGAGAAGUUCUGAAUCACAAGAAAAAUGAUAUGAUUUUGAUUUUUUCUUAUUUCAAGAUACGUAAUUGUGAUUAUAAAAUUUGCAAUUAACAAUCACAAUGUAUUUAGACUCCUUCAGUUUAUAUAAAUAUUGAAUAUUUCGGAUUCUGAAGCUUUGAGGCAAAUUAUCGAUUUUUUGAUGUGUUUUGUACGAUAAAUAUAAAAAAUUUGGCUAUCUUUUCAUCAUAUAUAAAUUAGAUUGGAUCUUCUGUGAAGAAUAAUUCUGAUCGAAACUCGCAAACUGUUGUACUUCCAAUUUUUCACAAUUAUACGUUUUUUUUGUAAUACCUGGAAUUUAAUUACUUGAUAUUAUUAGUUAAAUACCAGUAAGCUUCAAUCAUAAAGUCUUAAUCUUUGGAUACUUUUAUCGCGACUUCGGUAAAAAUAAGUAGUUCCCACAAAGCUAUAGGAAGAUUAUUUACAGAAGAGGUUUCGAAUUUUGUAUCAAUCGUUUAGAACGUAAUUAUAUGAAAUCAAAGCAAAUACAUUGUAUUAAAGAGUGGUACUGACGUGCAAUGAAAUCCAUAAAAAUCGCAUUUACCGACAUGGUAUAAUGCGUUUUUAAGAAAAUGUACAUAUGUUUCAAAGUACAUGUGGUGCCUUUUGCUUAACUUUGACUUACGCACGGCACAUAGUGCGCGCUUAGGGAGGCACGUUGCCAUGACGCUCGAAACGGGGCGCGAGUUGUAGAUGUAUUGAUUUUGUAGGUAAUUAUUGUCAGUUUUCUUGUUUUAUACUACAAUUUACUUCCGAAAUAAAAAAUAGUUGGGUAAGUGACUUUUGUACUAUGGAAGUAUACACGGCUAAAUUGAGUCAGUUAGUUACUGCCAUAAUAAUAAAAUACAAUGUAUACUCAUUAUAUCUUUAUAAAUAAAAAUCAUAUUGAACCAUUCA